AAAGCGGGAACGAUUUAAUUUUCAUAUUAUAUAAAAGACUUUUAUGAAAAUUUUCAAGAAUUAGUUUAACUGAAACCGCCAUCGCAGUCACUAAUAUCGUUUGGAAAAACUUGUUGUGAACCGCAUUUUCUGGGACUCUUGCAUAAUGCGAGCAAUUCUGGGAUCACUGAGCUUGGUAGUGCUUUUGGCCUACCCAGCCGUAGGUGGAAUCAGUUAUAAUUAUCCUACCGCCGCUGCCGGAUUCACACCCGGUUUCGGCCCAAUUUACACCAACCCUCUGCCCGAAAUAUACCCUGUUGGUGAUCAUGGAUUAUUGGGCGGUGUUAAUGCUUUCGCCGGUGCCGAUCUCGGAUACCCUGGAGCGUACGCAGCUCCUGCUUUUGGAGGUUUCCCCGAGCCAAUAGUUUCCAAAUACUUCACAUUCCAUUCCGCUCCUGAGGAACCCCCAGAAGUCCGGGUCAGGCAUCUAGCAAUAGGACAACCACGAAAGACCUACCGCGUCGUCUUCAUCAAGGCUCCAUCACAGAAUCCACCAAUCACUAGGCUUACCGCGUCCUUUGCUCCAAAGGAAGAGAAGACUGUUAUCUAUGUUUUGUCGAAGAAGCCUGAAACUGAAGUGAUUAAUGAAAUUGUUCAACCACCACCAACCGAGCCAAGCAAGCCAGAAGUUGUCUUUGUCAAAUACAAGACUCCUGAGGAGGCUAUUCACGCUCAACAAACAAUUCAAGCACAAUACGACGCUUUGGGUGGAUCCACAAAGGUAUCUGAUGAAGGUGUUGCUCCAUUAGCAUCAGUAAUUGGAUCUCUCGGUCAAACAGAUCAAGUGGUCGACAUCCAUCCUACUACCGAUAAUCUGGUUCAUGUUUUAUCUACUCGAAGCCCUAAAAUUGUGAAAGCAACGCCAAAGAGGAAACAUUAAGAUAAUCGUAAUCAACACUAAUUAAACUGGAGAUCGAGUGCAAAGUAAUUAGAAUUGGAAAUAAGCUUCAGUGAAGUAACCGUGCAAUUUGCUAUUUAUUUACGCAAUUUUUUAUUUUUUAAAAUAAACUUAUUUACAAUGUA
Hermetia illucens (black soldier fly) is the source of this 1062-nucleotide messenger RNA. RefSeq lists its product as uncharacterized. The record is from RefSeq and is a predicted model, not a curated record. Bases 146 to 919 code for a protein of 257 amino acids. Lineage: Eukaryota; Metazoa; Arthropoda; Insecta; Diptera; Stratiomyidae. The transcript is spliced from 3 exons.